CUCCGGCGGGAGUCCUCGCUGAUGGACGCCAAAUCUGUAGCCUCAGCCCUCAGGUCCUGAGGUCCAGGAGCAUGUCUCGCUUUAACUAAGCUCCAGUGGCGCCACCUGGCCGGACAACCCGAGCGGUGACCAGUCACAGUCAGUACGCGUAUUGAUGAGGUCGCCGACCACUGCUUCGCCGGGGAUCGGAGAAGAAGAAGAGUCGAGCCUUGGAUGGGAGGGACGCAACCUGACGCAGUGUAACCUACUGUUGCUGCAAAAAGGCCUGACACGUGCCCUCGUACGAUUGCCGCUGGGCGGUGGAAAGAGGCGGACGCUGGGUCGCUGGCAUUAGUAGGGAGGAGUGUGACGCAGCAGUCAGCGGGGAGCGAGAUUCACUUUGGUGGAGCUUCCAUGGGCUCCGGCUCUACCUCAUACGUACUGUACAUGUGCUGUAGCUAUACUAUUUACAAGAGUUAUUUUUCUCUCUUCCUCUCGCAGACCGGCAACGAGCUGAUGGAGCCACAAAUUUUGGUUCCACCGGUCCAGCUCACUCCUGCCACACACAGUGCGGGAGCCGGAGCCGGAGCCGGAUGGAGCGGGAAAAAAAAGCCGCGACCGCGCGACGCGGGCAGUUUAGAAACAGAGAGUGACCGCAUGCCAUGCAGCAAAUCCUUCUCCUCUGCCUCUCUCUCCUCGCCCACGCGGUGGCGGCGGUGGCGGCGGCGGCGGACGGAGAGGCUCGCUUCGGAGGGAGAGUGCUGCUUCCGCUGCGGGUGCAGGGGGCGCCGCCGCCCCCGCAGGCGCCGGCGAACAAGCUCCGGUUCCGCCACGAUGUGAGCCUGACCGUGUCGGUGGCCGUGGGCACGCCGCCGCAGAACGUGACCAUGGUGCUCGACACCGGCAGCGAGCUCUCCUGGCUGCUCUGCAACGGGACCGGGACGCGGGCGCCGGCCCCGCCGCCACCGGGCCCCGCGGCGGCGUUCAAUGCGUCCGCCUCGUCAACGUACGGCGCCGUCCGCUGCCCGUCGCCGGAGUGCCAGUGGCGUGGGCGCGACCUCCCCGUCCCGCCCUUCUGCGCCGCGCCGCCGUCCAACUCCUGCCGCGUCUCGCUCUCCUACGCGGACGCCUCGUCCGCCGACGGCGUACUGGCAGCCGACACGUUCCUCCUCGGUGGCGCGCCGCCCGUGCCCGCGCUCUUCGGCUGCGUCACCUCGUACUACUCCGCCACGGGCGGCCGCGGCAGCAGCGGCAACGCCACCAGCUCGUCCCAGGAGGCCGCGACGGGGCUCCUCGGCAUGAACCGGGGCUCCCUGUCCUUCGUGACGCAGACGGCCACCCGCCGCUUCGCCUACUGCAUUGGCCCGGGCUACGGGCCCGGCCUCCUCGUCCUCGGCGGCGACGGCGCCGCCCUGGCGCCGCCGCUGAACUACACGCCGCUCAUCGAGAUCUCGCAGCCGCUGCCGUACUUCGACCGCGUGGCCUACUCCGUGCAGCUGGAGGGCAUCCGCGUCGGCGCCGCGCUGCUGCCAAUCCCCAAGUCCGUGCUCGCGCCGGACCACACGGGCGCGGGGCAGACCAUGGUGGACUCCGGCACGCAGUUCACCUUCCUCCUCGCCGACGCCUACGGGGUGCUCAAGGGCGAGUUCCUGAACCAGACGCGCCCGCUCCUGGCCCCGCUCGGCGAGCCGGGCUUCGUGUUCCAGGGCGCGUUCGACGCGUGCUUCCGCGCGCCGGAGGCCCGGGUGGCCGCGGCGAGCCGGCUGCUCCCGGAGGUGGGCCUCGUCCUGCGCGGCGCGGAGGUGGCGGUUGCCGGGGAGAAGCUGCUGUACAGGGUGCCCGGUGAGCGGCGCGGGGAGGGCGGCGCCGAGGCGGUGUGGUGCCUGACCUUCGGGAACUCGGACAUGGCGGGCAUGUCGGCGUACGUGAUCGGGCACCACCACCAGCAGAACGUGUGGGUUGAGUACGACCUCCUGAACGGCCGCGUCGGCUUCGCGCCGGCGCGCUGCGACCUCGCCACCCAGCGCCUCGGCAGCGGAGCAUAAGCCUUCCACGCGUGCGCCGUGGCAUCUGUACUCGUUGACGUUGUGGGUCUCGCCAUGGAUGGCACACAGCAGCAGGGCGCGAAAUCGUUUGUAGAGAAGAUGGUCUCUCCGAUCACCUGCUGCUGUGUCAACUUUGUAUUAUGCGAACAAAUAUACGAGCCAAUGACAAACUGCUAUACUAGUAAUUUAGUUGUUUACA
This is a messenger RNA of Setaria italica (foxtail millet), 2223 nucleotides long. Its product is annotated as aspartic proteinase PCS1. The transcript has a single exon. Gene Ontology annotation, biological process: proteolysis. The record is from RefSeq and is a predicted model, not a curated record. NCBI's taxonomy places the organism in Eukaryota, Viridiplantae, Streptophyta, Magnoliopsida, Poales, Poaceae. Bases 642 to 2024 code for a protein of 460 amino acids. Gene Ontology annotation, molecular function: aspartic-type endopeptidase activity.